Sorghum bicolor (sorghum) is the source of this 426-nucleotide messenger RNA. RefSeq lists its product as uncharacterized. Lineage: Eukaryota; Viridiplantae; Streptophyta; Magnoliopsida; Poales; Poaceae. The transcript has 2 exons. The record is from RefSeq and is a predicted model, not a curated record. Bases 1 to 426 code for a protein of 141 amino acids.
AUGGCGUCUCACCUCGACCGCAUCCUCGAGGGCACCUCCGACUCUCGUCCUCCGGCUGACGCUGAGAGCGAACUGCCUCGUACCGAGCCUGCCCCGUCGCCGCCGACGCGGGUCGAGGCGCCCCAGACUCAGGAGCAAGAGGGAGGCCCCGAGCCCCCCAGAUUGGGGGUCGAGGCAGACCCCAUUACCAUCAGCGACACGUUUGGUGGCAACGAGACGUCGGGGGAUGCCCACCCUAUGGAGGAGGAUGCGUCGACCUCCCUUAUCGCGGGACGGACUCCCUGGCUCGCUGGUCUUCGCGCCCUCGAGGAACAGAAGAUGAAAGAGGAGGAGGAUGAGGAGCGGGAGUGCGAGGCGACGCGGCAGCCGCAGGAGCAAGGCCGCGGGCAAGAGCCGCAGGAGCACGAGGAGCAACAACAGCAGUAG